UGCAUACACUACAGAUUUUCCAAACAAGUCCCGAUCUAAGAGAUUUUUAUCUCUUAUAGUCCACUUUAGUUCAAAAGAAAUGGCAAAUCUUUUCACUUAUUUGAGCUUUUAUGUAGUCGUUUAUUGUUCAUUUUCGCUCGCAACGCCGAUGCCCUUGAAGUUCGGAUUCUAUCAAAACACGUGUCCACAGGCUGAGAUUAUCGUGAGAGACGCAGUUAAAAAUGCACUUGCUGCAGAUCCUGCAGUCCCCGCGGCGCUGAUUCGAUUGCAUUUCCAUGAUUGCUUUAUCAGGGGCUGCGAUGGUUCAGUCCUUCUCAACUCGACCCCAAACAACAGGGCUGAGAAAAAUAGCUCGAUGAAUCUAGGCAUUGGAGGCUUCGAGGUCAUAGAUGAUGCCAAGUCCAAGAUCGAAGCCCAAUGCCCUGGAAUAGUUUCGUGCGCUGACAUCGUGGCCUUUGCUGCUCGAGAUGGAGUUCAAAGUGCCGGUGGCAACCCUUAUUCGGUUCCGGCAGGAAGGCGCGAUGGAAGGGUCUCGUUGGCAACUGAAGUAGAUAAGAAUCUCCCAGGACCGUUCUUCAGUCUGAUGCAGUUAAAGGAGAACUUUGCCAGGAAGGGAUUGUCUCUCGACGAGAUGGUGACCCUCUCGGGGGCCCAUUCAAUCGGCGACUCUCAUUGCUCCGCAUUCUCGAAGCGUCUCUACUCCUUUAAGUCAACAUAUCUUCAAGAUCCUUCAUUGAAUGGAACCUAUGCCGACUUCCUGAAGACCAAGUGCCCACAGAGUGGCGAUACCGACCCGACUGUGUCACUGGACCCUGGGACCCCGAGCUCACUGGACAACACAUACUACAAGAACCUGAAGGUUGGGAAGGGACUCUUGGCAUCAGACCAGGUGCUAUGGACUACACCGGCGACCAGGGCGACCGUAAAGAGCUAUUCGAACCAUCCAAGUUCAUGGGCCCGGAAAUUCACUAGGGCGAUGGUGCACAUGGGCUCGAUCGAAGUAUUGACUGGUACACAAGGGGAAAUCAGAAAGAAUUGCCGAGUCAUGAACUAGCAUUUGUCGAUGCUAAAGUCAGAGAUAUUUCGGGCAGUGUUGUGCCACAUGCUUUGUCUUGUUAUUUUUCACCGGAUUAUUCUAUUUCUUGGUUGAUGGUUCAUUAGGGCACAUCAUCCAAUUUUUUCAGUUUGUGUUAUUUCCACUUGAGUUACAUGUACUCAAAUUAUUAUAGAAAAAAUUGAGUUGUC
This is a messenger RNA of Punica granatum (pomegranate), 1245 nucleotides long. Lineage: Eukaryota; Viridiplantae; Streptophyta; Magnoliopsida; Myrtales; Lythraceae. The record is from RefSeq and is a predicted model, not a curated record.